AUGAAUAACCCAGCAACAAACCCUAUCUCUUGUGAUUUACAAGAAGUCAUAAUAUAUUAUCAAUCACAGCCUGAACUAUUACGACUUAUUUUAUUAAGUAAAGUCGAAGAGGAUAAAAGAAGAACUGAAGAGGCUAAACUUCGAGCCAAAGAACUGGAUUUGUUAUUGGUGCAACAGCAACAGCAGUUUAACGCAAUCUCACCUCAAUCUCCCGACGCAUCCAUGAUGCCUGCACCACAAGCUAAUAUGAUGCCUAAUAAUAAUCUAUUAAAUACAAAUCAAUUUUGUCAAACACCCAGAAGGCCUAGUGCUUUGGAAAUACUAAUGGAAGAUACCGACUGUGAUCGUCGUGAUUCAGCGCUAGGUUCAUCUUUUGAUGGUAGCUCCAAUUCUGAUGAGCUUGAAGACGGUACAUUCUCACCCAAUUCAGCAGCAAGUUGUAUGCUUUCCAUGAGUUUCCCUCAUCAACCAAUGAUGUCUGUUACAGCUCCAAGAACAUAUCCUCAUCCACUUUCCCCGCCUUAUAAUAUCAGCCAAUGUUUAGAUGAUACCUCUUUUACAUCUCAGAUUCAAUUGGAGAGCGAAGAAACUGACCAACAAGGUCGUCGAUUCGAUUCUUCUCAACGUCCACGCCGUAGACGUGAGAUGCAGGCCAUCUCCAAAAUCGUUGAAACUCGAGAUUAUCCUUACGUUGAUGGUUUCUUUUGGAAGAACAACGGAAACACCAUCCAAAAGAAGACCGGAAACAAGAGUGUUUAUUACAAAUGCUCAAACAGUAGCAAAGGUUGUCCUGUUAAUAAGACUGUCACUUGGAAAGAUAAUGGCGAAUUUUUAAUUAAGUAUCGUGGUGAACAUCUUGUUGAGUGUGGAAACGUUCAACGUAUUGUUGACAUGUAA
Messenger RNA from Mucor mucedo, 897 nucleotides. RefSeq lists its product as uncharacterized. NCBI's taxonomy places the organism in Eukaryota, Fungi, Mucoromycota, Mucoromycetes, Mucorales, Mucoraceae. The coding region runs from base 1 to 897 and encodes 298 amino acids. Gene Ontology annotation, biological process: regulation of DNA-templated transcription. The record is from RefSeq and is a predicted model, not a curated record. Gene Ontology annotation, molecular function: sequence-specific DNA binding; DNA-binding transcription factor activity. The transcript is spliced from 3 exons.